GAACAACAGAAGGUAAUCUUUACUCACUUUUCACAGGGCAAUUCGCCAGCCUGUAACAAGAAAAAGAAAAGAAAAGAGCGUGGAUAAGCCUUACUGUGCAAUGAAUAAAUACACAGCUGGGAUCCAGCUUUGCACGUUGCUCGGAUGAAAGGCACAAAUCAAACCAGCCUUUGGAUGGCCGUGCUGCUCUUUCAUCCUGCCGUUGUCCAGGCAAUAUGGUUAGGGUUUAGAUCUCUCUCUUCGCUGCCCUUGCCGCUCUCAAAGCAUAUCACGGCCACCAUCCACGUUUACGCACACCAGUAUGCCCAUACGGCGACCAUAUUAAUAUAACUGCCAUCUUCACCGUCAUUGACAAUGACAAUGCUGUUUGGCAUUGCUGAACGCUGAUAGCGCCAGCAACUGGGGAUUCUGAUCAAGGCCAUUCAUACGUUUAAUCAUAAUUUAAAUAAACUCAGGCCCGCGAGCAUUGUCAAGUACUCGACAGCUUCAAGUUCUGAUCAUCGACGCAGAUUGCGGAACACCGUUCGCUCCCUUUCGCAUUUCAUAGCGAUAUCUAGCGACUCCACCGUGACCACAGCGCUCUAUAUUCGGGCCGAAGCCAGUCUUUAUCAGCCCUUCGUCAUUCGCACACCUCAGAUUCAUGCUCUAAUCUUAGCACCACAUUUCUUCCUUGGAUAUUCCGCCAUCGGUCACAAGGGCAUGAGCGUCCUCAGGAACACUUAUAUAUCCUGUCCUCAUUGCUCUCCAUCGUCGUUACCAGCAUCUCUCGUAGUUAUCAAAACCGUCUAGUUCAUAUAUAUAUACACAAUGUCGUCCAACUUGAAACCCGUCGAAUACCGCCAACUGGGCAAGUCAGGUCUCCGCGUUUCGGUUCCUAUCCUCGGUGCCAUGAGUUUCGGAGAUCCGAGAUGGAGUCCAUGGGUCCUUGACGAAGCCAGUUCUAUCCCCAUCAUCAAAGCAGCCUGGGAUCUUGGAAUUAACACGAUCGACACAGCGAACGUCUAUUCUAACGGUUCCUCUGAGCGCAUCGUAGCCAAAUUCGUUAAAGAGUACAAAAUUCCUCGUCAUCAGAUCGUCAUUGCUUCAAAAUGUAAUGGCAUAGUCGCAUCUGAUCCCAACCUCAGAUCUAGUGUGGUACCAGGACUUGGUGACCAGCGUGAAUACGUUAACCAGUUUGGCCUGUCUCGAGCGGCUAUUUUCAAUGCAGUCGAUGCGUCUCUGGGCCGUCUCGAGACAUCCUACAUCGAUCUCCUCCAGAUUCACCGCUUUGACCCCAGCGUGCCUCCUGAGGAAAUCAUGAAAGCGCUCCACGAUCUCGUGCAGAGCGGAAAAGUGCGCUACAUCGGAGCUAGCUCCAUGCGCUGCUGGCAAUUCGCCCUCCUGAACGAGGUCGCGGAAAAGAAUGGCUAUACCAAGUUCGUGAGCAUGCAGGAUGAGUAUUCGUUGCUCUAUCGUGAAGAGGAACGUGAAAUGCUUGCGUACUGCAAAUACAAUGGUAUUGGCGUCAUCCCCUGGGCACCUCUUGCAGCAGGCGCUCUAGCCCGCCCCUUCGGCACUGAGACCACCCGUGUCGUUUCCGGAAAGGGCACCAUUUUUGAAAGCAAGUAUUCGGAAGCAGACAAAACUAUCAUCGAGCGUGUGGAAGCCAUCUCUAAGACGAAGGGGUGGAAAAUGAGUCAGGUAGCAUUGGCAUGGGCAAAUUCAAAAGUCACCAGUCCGAUAGUUGGUUUUAACUCUAUUGCAAGAUUGGAGGAAAGUAUUAUUCCUGGAUAUGAACUGACACCGGAGGAAGUGAAGUCACUCGAAGAACCGUAUCAACCCAAACCCGUUCGGGGCCAUGCUUAAAAAGUUAUUACUAUACAUGCUUACGAUACUGCAGCAAGACAGGUACACGGUGAUUGAACGCAGUUGAUAUAAUGACUAUAUGCUUGUGGCCGAUCUCUUGGUAAAACCUUCAGCGAGUUACCCUUCCGAGUUGUUUUUGAUCGGCUACAACAACGAACUAUACUUUUCUAACUGAGAGAUACGAGAUUCCAGUGUUGCUCUCCACUUCUCAGCACGAGAUCGGCAACCAUCACAGACCCCCAGAAGAUCUCCUGAUGCUGCAAUAAUUUUAGAGAAAUUCAAGACAUUAUCAGGGCGUGCUAAAAAUUUCAUUAUGAAAGCAUUGCAAAAGCUGUUCCAAUGGUUGCAAGGUUUCUGCCAAUUUGUCCCAUCAUAAAAUUCUGGCUUCGGCAGACCUG
This is a messenger RNA of Serpula lacrymans var. lacrymans S7.9, 2243 nucleotides long. RefSeq lists its product as uncharacterized. NCBI's taxonomy places the organism in Eukaryota, Fungi, Basidiomycota, Agaricomycetes, Boletales, Serpulaceae. The transcript is spliced from 7 exons. Bases 808 to 1845 code for a protein of 345 amino acids. The record is from RefSeq and is a predicted model, not a curated record.